UAUUUCAACAAUGAGAAGUUUGAAGCAGAGAAGUAUGAUGGUUAUCUGAAGAGCUACGAGUCCUCCUCCCUGAAGACCACCUAUACCCUGGCCAUGCUCAACUUUGGACAGAGUGUCAUCUUUAGUGUGGGCCUCACUGGUAUCAUGGUGCUAGCUAGCAAGGGGAUCAUGGCAGGUUCUAUGACAGUAGGAGACCUGGUGAUGGUGAAUGGUCUGCUGUUCCAGCUCUCUCUGCCUCUUAACUUCCUGGGCACCGUGUACAGAGAGACACGCCAGGCCCUGAUCGACAUGAAUACACUCUUCACACUGCUCAGUGUUGACACCAAGAUCAAGGAAAGAGAGCUGGCCCCUCCUCUCUCCGUCACCCCUCAAGAAGCCACCAUCAGGUUUGAGGAUGUCUACUUUGAGUACCUGGAAGGACAGAAGGUUCUAGAGGGCGUUUCCUUCCAGGUGCCUGCUGGGAAGAAGGUGGCCAUUGUAGGAGGGAGUGGAUCAGGGAAGAGCACCAUAAUGCGUAUGUUGUUCCGGUUUUACGAGCCCCAGAAGGGAAACAUCUACAUCGCUGGACAGAACAUCAGGGACGUUGGACUGGACAGCCUGCGACGGGCCGUAGGGGUGGUACCACAGGAUGCAGUGCUCUUCCACAACACCAUCUUCUACAACCUUCAGUACGGGAACAUCAACGCCACGCCAGAGGAGGUGUACCAGGUGGCACGGCUGGCAGGGAUCCACGAUGCCAUCCUUAGGAUGCCCCACGGAUACGACACUCAGGUCGGCGAGAGGGGACUCAAACUGUCAGGUGGGGAGAAGCAGCGUGUGGCCAUAGCCAGGGCCAUACUGAAGAACCCUCCUAUCCUGCUGUAUGAUGAAGCUACCUCCUCACUGGACUCUAUCACUGAGGAGAACAUUCUUAGUUCCAUGAAGGGUCUGGUCCAGGACCGGACGUCCGUGUUUAUCGCUCACAGACUGUCCACCAUCGUAGACGCAGACGAGAUCAUCGUACUCAACAAGGGUAAGAUAGCAGAGCGAGGGACCACCACUCUCUCCGGCGACUCAGGCUCUCUGUACGCUGACCUGUGGAACACUCAGAACAGUAAGAUACUGAACAUUAAGAACAGCCCGGUGGAACUGCAGCCAGAAAGCCAGAAGGAGGAGGAGAGGAAGAAACUACAGGAGGAGAUCAUGAACAGUGUCAAGGGCUGUGGGAACUGCUCCUGUUGA
Messenger RNA from Oncorhynchus gorbuscha (pink salmon), 1221 nucleotides. RefSeq names its product iron-sulfur clusters transporter ABCB7, mitochondrial-like. Lineage: Eukaryota; Metazoa; Chordata; Actinopteri; Salmoniformes; Salmonidae. Gene Ontology annotation, cellular component: mitochondrial inner membrane. The record is from RefSeq and is a predicted model, not a curated record. Gene Ontology annotation, biological process: transmembrane transport; intracellular iron ion homeostasis. Gene Ontology annotation, molecular function: ATP hydrolysis activity; ATP binding; ABC-type transporter activity.